This is a messenger RNA of Raphanus sativus (radish), 2831 nucleotides long. RefSeq names its product histidine--tRNA ligase, cytoplasmic. The transcript is spliced from 5 exons. NCBI's taxonomy places the organism in Eukaryota, Viridiplantae, Streptophyta, Magnoliopsida, Brassicales, Brassicaceae. Gene Ontology annotation, molecular function: ATP binding; histidine-tRNA ligase activity. Gene Ontology annotation, biological process: mitochondrial translation; histidyl-tRNA aminoacylation. Gene Ontology annotation, cellular component: mitochondrion. The coding region runs from base 34 to 2613 and encodes 859 amino acids. The record is from RefSeq and is a predicted model, not a curated record.
CUAUCUCUCUCUCUAGUGCUUUGCUUUGUGAUAAUGGCGACGGAGAGGAGAUCUGUGAUUACUCUGGGAGGAAAAGGCUCUUCAUUCUCUUCUUCCUCUGUUUACAAGGUUGCUUGCGGCGUCGCUGAUGCACGAAUCGACUCUUCUGCGAUCGAGAGAUUCUCCACUAAAGCCCUUCCAUUGAUCAAAGGAAGCUCCUUUCGUAUCCCUUCUGAAGAGUUAACGAAGGAAGAGAUCCGAGCUUCUCUGGUUGUGCUCUUAAACAAGCUUCUUUUGUCAAACUCAGGUUCGCCUUCUUCCUCCACCGUCCGCUCUGUUAUUCCGGUUAAGAUACUGGAGAUUCUGAACUCAAAGGAUGAGACUUUCGGGUUCGGUGAUGUGGAAGUGACGGAAGGGGAGAUUGUUGUGUUGGAGAAGUCUUGUGCUUCGUUGGUUGGAGUAUGUUCGGUUAUAGAUCACAAAGCGACGGUUUUGUCACAGAUUGUGGACUCUGUUGCUGCCUUGAGCUGUGAGGCUACAAAAGGUGAUAUCACUUCGUUUAGUUCGUUGGAUUCUGGAGAUGGGUUUGGUAACAAAGAUGCGAUCGGUGUCGCUGGUGAUCUCAAGGUUUUGCUGAAUGGGUCUAAAGCUGUGGGGAAAGCUGAGGAGGUGGAAGAGGUUUCGAAGAUUCCGAGGAUUCAUGGGAAGUUCAGAGAUGUGGUGAGGAGUGUGCACUCGGAUGCUCGUGUUGAGUUGAACUCAGGUGUUGUUAAAGGAGGUGGAAUUGGUGAGGCUUUAGGAGCAACGUUGUCAGGUUUGUGUGUGCCGAUUAAAAGAUUAGGAGAAUGUUCGUUCCUUCGUGCUAAGCUUUGUGUUGAGUCCAUUGGGAAUGAGAGUCUGAAGAAUCUGCUGUUGGAAAAGAGUUUUGUUGAGUAUGAGAAUCUGAAGAGUGGUGUUAAGUUAGCUUUUGUUGAAGAGGAUCCUUGCAGAUUAGCUCAUAAGUUGAAUGAGUCUCUGGGGGUUGUGUGGAGAAUCGUCGGUUUGGAAGCAGCUGCUGCCUAUUUUGCACUUUCUGGUGGAGACAAAGAGGAGCCAAAGAGCGAUAAGAAGAAUAAGAAGAAAGCAGUUUUGGGGAAAGGGACAAGCGUCAUUAUCCAGUUUAUCAAAGAGAGAUUGGGGAGUAACGAGGGAGCAAAUGGUGGUGACCAGGUGGAGCAAAUCUUGAAUCUUUAUGAUCCGGAGGGUCACGGUUUUGAUUGCUUAUUGGCUAAAGUGAAAGAGAUUGUAGAAAGUAAUGAAAACAGGAGACUCCCUAAGCUUCCAAAGGGUACUCGAGAUUUUGCUCAAGGGAAGAUGAUAAUCAGAGAAAAAGCAUUUUCAAUCAUUCAGAAUGUUUUCAAGAAACACGGUGCAACUGCACUUGACACUCCUGUGUUUGAAUUGAGAGAGACACUUAUGGGCAAGUAUGGAGAAGACUCUAAGCUGAUCUACGAUCUUGCUGAUCAGGGUGGAGAGAUUUGUUCUUUACGAUAUGAUCUGACUGUUCCAUUUGCGCGGUACGUGGCUAUGAACGGUAUCACAUCGAUCAAAAGAUACCAAAUAGCUAAGGUGUACAGAAGAGACAAUCCAUCUCACGGGAGGUACAGAGAGUUUUAUCAGUGUGAUUUCGAUAUCGCUGGUUUGUCUGAACCGAUGGGACCUGAUUUCGAAGUCGUCAAGAUUUUAACUGAGCUCCUUGAUAAACUGGAGAUUGGAGACUAUGUGGUGAAACUGAAUCAUAGAAAGUUGCUUGAUGGGAUGCUGGAGAUAUGUGGAGUACCGGCUGAGAAAUUCAGAACCAUCUGUUCAAGUAUCGAUAAGUUAGACAAGCAAUCGUUUGAGCAAGUGAAGAAAGAGAUGGUGGAGGAGAAGGGUUUGUCAUCAGAGAUUGCAGACAGAAUUGGGAGCUUUGUCAAGGAGAAAGGAGCUCCUAUGGAGCUAUUGACUAAACUGAGAGAAGAAGGGAGCGAGUUUUUAGGCAACAAGUCAGCAAAAGAAGCUCUUGAUGAGUUGAGUAUAAUGUUUGAAGCUCUUGAGAGAUCAAAGUGCAGUGACAGAGUAGUCUUUGAUCUGAGUCUUGCUAGAGGUCUUGAUUAUUACACCGGGGUCAUCUUUGAAGCCGUUUGUAUAGGAGCUGAGGUUGGAUCAAUUGCUGCUGGUGGUCGAUACGAUAACCUUAUAGGAAUGUUUGGAGCAAAGCAAGUCCCUGCGGUUGGCAUGAGCCUUGGGAUCGAGAGAGUGUUUAACAUAUUGGAAAACAAACAAAAUCUGAAAGAGGAACCAAAACGAGUUGUUAGGUCUACAGAGACAAAAGUUUUGGUAAGUAUAAUGGAGGAAGAUAAGCUAGGGGAAGCUGCAGAACUGGCUAGUCAGUUAUGGGAAGCUGAUAUCAGUGCAGAGUAUCUUGUUACGAAAAGGAAUUCAAAGCAUUUCGAUUGGGCAAAGGGUUCGAAGAUACCUUGGAUGGUGGUUGUUGGCAAGACAGAGCUCAGUGAAGGUGUUGUGACAUUGAAAAAGAUGGUCGAGGGGAGUGAGGAGGAAAUUAAAGGUGUUCCUAGAGACAGUUUCGUUGCAGAGUUGUUAAAACGCCUCUAACUGAGUUUUCUUUGAAGUGAUAUCAAAAAAGGUACACACACAGAGUCACAUGCUUACUGGUUCGAUUCCAGGGAAAGGAAACAUAUUAUGUUUGCAUUUUUAAAUUUUAAAUAUACAAUUCUGAUGAUGACUCAAAAAUCUUAUGAUUGGUGUUGUUGAAGAUAAGAAGUAAUGACUUGGUUUUUACUAUUUAGAGGAGAGGAAUUGAAUUGAUUUGA